Molecule: messenger RNA, 2509 nt
Organism: Ceratotherium simum simum (southern white rhinoceros)
Lineage: Eukaryota; Metazoa; Chordata; Mammalia; Perissodactyla; Rhinocerotidae
Source: RefSeq, a predicted model, not a curated record
UUUGUCCUAACGUGUGGGUGUGGGGUAAUUUGGGUGGGAACAACGUGGAGGCUACCACGACGGAGUCCUGCGCCCCGUUGGUGGGGUGUGUGCAGAAAGAGCGGGGAUAAAUAGGAGGCUCCCUCCUCCCAGCGACACUCUGGGAGCCAGCCGCCCGCCGGCCCUGGGUGUUUGCCUGCCCUGUAGCCAGGGUGCCAGCCUGAGGAGUAGUUUCGUUUCCUGCUGGCUCCGGGAUUAGUUUCCAGGCACCCCCUCGGGAGCCGGUGGCCGGGGAAGGGGGCGCAGGAGGAGGCGGGGGACUCGUCUAGGGGCUGCCCGGCCCCGCAGCGCGGGGUUGAUGGACCGGGCCGCCCCGGGCAGCGGCGCCAGCUCCCUGCCACUGCUCCUGGCCCUCGCCCUGGGUCUAGUGAUCCUCCACUGUGUUGUGGCAGAUGGGAAUUCAACCAGAAGUCCUGAAAAUGAUGGCCUUCUCUGUGGAGAUCCCAGAGAAAACUGCGCAGCUACUACUACACAAUCAAAGCGGAAAGGCCACUUCUCGCGGUGCCCCAAGCAAUAUAAGCAUUACUGCAUCAAAGGGAGAUGUCGCUUCGUGGUGGCCGAGCAGACGCCCUCCUGCGUCUGUGAUGAAGGCUACACUGGGGCACGAUGUGAGAGAGUUGACUUGUUUUACCUGAGAGGAGACAGAGGGCAGAUUUUGGUGAUUUGUUUGAUAGCGAUUAUGGUCAUUUUCAUCAUUUUGGUGGUCAGUAUCUGCACAUGCUGUCAUCCUCUUCGGAAACGUCGUAAAAGAAAGAAGAAAGAGGAAGAAAUGGAAACUCUGGGCAAAGAUAUAACUCCAAUCAAUGAAGAUAUUCAAGAGACUAGUAUUGCUUAACAGCUAUAAAGGUACGUCCAGGCUGAUGGCAAGCUACAAAAUGCCUUGCUCAUUUGAAAAUGGACAGAAUGUGUCUCAGGAAAACAGCUAGAAAAAUGAAUUUUAAAUAAUGUAUUUACUUUUUGUUUGUAACAUUAGUUUGUGUUGUUUACUAUUGUUUUUAUAGCAAUAAUAAUAAGUAAUUUUAUUAUUGCUUAGUAAUUGGGAAAAAGCACCCAGUGAAGAAGGGAAAUUUUAAUAAACUUCCAACUGAGUUUUGUCACCAGGAUUAUUAGUCAAACAAAAAAGAAAAGUAAGAAGGAGUUUAGAUUUUAGGAACUGAAUUAAUAAGAAAGCUACCAUUUAUCCAACACUUACCGUGUGCUAAGAGUAUGAAAUAUAUUAUUUCCUUUAAUCCUUUCAGGAACCUAUGAGAUAUCUUUUAUGAUCCUCAUUUCCCUUAUAUGGAAACAGACCCAAAGAAGUUAAAUAAUCUAGUGUAUAUUUUCAGAGUAAGGAAUUAGUGGAGCUGGAGUUGAAAUCAAGAUUUACCCAGGUUCAAAGUUUGUGCUCCUAACCAUCAUUUUUGUUCAUCCGAGUUGGUGCAACCCAGCUCACUAAUAUAACCCAAGACUUUAUACAGAACUGUGUCUUGCCAUGACUCUGAGGUGCUGGGGCCAUUUUCCUGCAGAAACUCCAAACGCAGAGUUCUGAAUAUAUGUUACUGUUACCACCAUGCUUUCUGUAACAUGGACUUUUUUUAUGUUUCUUUGCUCCCUUAUAAAUUCUCAGUGACAUGAAUGAAUUCUUACAUUAGUAAAGCAAACAGAUUUACCCUUAGCUAGGGUAAUGAAUAGGGAUGGAAAAUAAAUACCUGACAGUCUUUAAGCCCUGGGUAAGUGUUUAUGCUCACUAAAGUAUACAUAAGAGCACUGGAAUAGGCUAUUUAUCCCAGAGUGAUGGUCAGCGAGAGCAUAGCAGAGCCCAUGCAGAGACUGGUUGUGACCAUAUCCUCAUUUUUGUUCUUAAAAACAGUACCUGGGAUUGCCCUUGGGUGAAUUUUGGUGCAAUGAAAUCAUGACCAUAAUUUUCUAUUAUUUAGAAUUUGCCAAAUACUCCUUGCCAAAUACUCUUUAACUCCACAGUACAUUUGAUAAAGACUCUUUUAAACCUGAAAAGGCAAAAUCUACAUUUAGCCAAUAUUCCAUAGAAUAUGGAACUUUCUACAUUGACUGGGUGGAUCAGUCACAAAAAAUGAUGGAAGAUGUCCCCAAAUUGCUGCACUUUGGCUGUUGUGCCUGUCAGCCAAGCAUCUUCUUUCUCAGAAUCUUUGUAAGUUUUACUUUACAGUGUACAUUUCAUACACAAAGUGAAGCAGAGAAUUCGGAGAAAAGGUGAAGUUGUGUAUCACCUUCUAUCACAUACUGUCUCUUGAGUGAGACUGAGGCUGUGCUUCUAUAGAACACAGAAAUAGCUCAAAUAUCAAUAAGAGCUAAGUCAAACAACUGAUAAUUUUCUACAUCUACUUUUCCUCCUGACUUAACGCCCGUCCUUAAAAUAGGAUUAUAUCCAACAGAUCUAUGUUGUAUAUGCUUUAUUUUCAAAAGCUCUCUUCUGAGCCCAUUCAUUUCUUUUCUCCCUCUUAGUCUUCUUUGA